AUCAGGAUAUACCUGCAUAAAAUACUGAUGAAAGGCUGUCACUUGCAGGUGGCUGGGUGGAGACCGACCCGACAUGGGUGACACCGGACGACUGGGAUGACAGUGACGGGGUCCGACACGUCUCCGGCUAUGUUCUGGACAACAACUUAAGAACCGGCUGGCAGCGGGCAGCUAAAGAGGGCAGCUGGAGUCUCAUCUUUGACCUGCAGGCCCCCAUGACCCUCUCCCGAGUUCACAUGUGGUACUACCACACCCGGGAUGUGACAAUCUUACGGUCAAUGACCCCAGGAGGACGGCUUGAGACUGUGAAAAGUUUUCCUGCUGCACAAAUAAUUCCUGCUGCAGAUGAAGGAAACGCCAAAGGAAUACGCCUGAAUGAAACUGAUCUGACUGGAUUCCUCGAUGCAGGGCAGAUUUGGCGCUUGGAGUUUACAACAACUUCGACAGAUUUCGACCCUACACAAGCUACGGAAAUCAUGGAGGUGAAGUUUUUUCAAGCCUGCUCCGGAGUGGAGAGGACGGUCUGUACGGACGGAGACUGUGACGUUCACGAGGUGAUCUGUGACGGGUUAGUGGACUGUGACGACGGGAGCGAUGAGGAGAACUGUGAUAAAAUGCUGUGUUCUAACGGGGCGGCCAUCAACAAGACACGAGUGUGUGACGGUAGGGACGACUGCGGAGACGGUACGGAUGAGAGGAACUGCUGCGAGCGACAAGGCAAGAUGGUCUGCGACAAUGGACAAUGCGUGGAUGUUCUGAAAAGAUGCAAUGAUAGUUCCAUCCACCUUCCCUGUGGGGAAAACGGGCAGCGCUACUCCAGAUGUGACUGGAUAGAAGAUUGUAGUGACGGCAGCGAUGAGGCCUGUCCUGCUUCUACCUGUGACAACGGAGCCCUGUUCCACCCGGCUACUCGCUGUAACGGCAGAGACGACUGUGGGGACAACAGUGAUGAGACGAACUGUGACUGUUACUAUCUCAGCGACAAAGGGACAAGCUACAGGGGCCUUGCAAACCGGGACGGAACCUGUCAGUUCUGGACAUCUCAGUACCCCCACACCCAUAACCACACUCCCCAGGCCUACCCACGGGCAGGGCUGGAGCAGAACUACUGCCGGAACCCGGACGGGAAGGACAGGCCGUGGUGCUACACAAACAACCCGCUCAUCAGGUGGAUGUACUGCGAUGAUGUCUUCGCCUGUGACGGCCUGGAGGAGAACUUCUGCCGUAACCCUGACAACAAGGAGCGGCCCUGGUGCUACACCACGGACCCGACAUUGAGAUGGAGCUACUGUGACGUGAUGGGAUGUGCCGACCCUACAUCUCUGGACUUCGUCGGUCAGGAGUGCAAGGGAGCAUAUACCUGUGAAAAUUCCAACCUUUGUAAUUGUGACAAUGACUGCAGCUUUUUCAGUGACUGCUGUGAAGAUGUUGAAGAAGACGGCUUAGCCCGGCCAGUUCAGCCAUCUCCUGACUACUCCCAUCUAAAGUGGAAGUGUGUGCCUGGCUUCACCGACUGGCCUUCCUAUUGGCUGGUGGCUGACUGCCCGGACGGAUGGACGGAUGACGUCACACGGGCUCAGUGUUUAAAACAAGUGGACACUUUUAAUCUCAGUGACCUGAUUUACAGGAUGCCGGUGGAAGUUGGUUUAUACAAAAUCCCUUACAGAAACAUGUUCUGUGCUCUGUGCAACAGUGUCGUAAUGACAGAACUAUCUAUUCAGUCAUAUACUGUGUGUUCUGGACAGCUUAAUUCUGCUCAUAAACCUGUAGAUGAACAACAGUACAGCAAUAUUAGCAGUACCCUUGGUGUUAACGAUGACAUAAGGGGUUGCCUUGGUGCAAAAAAAGUAGAAUUUGGCGGUUUCGAAUCCGAUUAUGCGAGAUCAUGUCUUUCCCCCAUGACAGGUUUUUCGAAUGCCAACUGUGAUAUGACUACAUGCAUGUCUUACAGCUAUCCCGUUUUCAGUAGGUAUAAGACAUACAGGAACCUACACUGCGCUCUUUGUGAAGGACUUUCCCUUGCAGCAACCACACAUCUCAGGUGUGGUACUUUUAAUUCAAAGGGGGGGAGAUUUAGCCAUGAAGUCUCGCUAACUCGCCUAUUUAACUUUGAUGUCGACGUUAGUGGCCUCAAUCAGUGUCCCUCCGGCACUUUGUACGAUCCGUUUGCAGACACGUGCCGAGAGUUCUCGUCCACUGCGACAAGACGUGACUUAGCAAAUAAAACUACCCCCUUACAAAACUGCAGUGAACCCGCUUUGACGUUCACAUCGGAAGAGUUCCGUGUCCUUCCCAAUGGUAGUGUCCACCUGUUGAGCUCUAACGUGUCCUGCCCAGUUGAGCAGGUGGCCAUUCUGAACACAACAGCAUCGAUCUGCGGGGAGUGCAUACUGCAGCACUUUUCGAACCACACGCAAACAACCGACAGUGAAGACUCACUUCAGGGCUGGUUAACCCUAGGUCUUGUGACAGUGUCUGCCGUAGCCGUGGUCAUCUUUUUUGUCCACAAUGUCCGGUCUGGCCAAUGGGAAAAAGUGCCAGAAAAGCUGAAAGUUCAGAUGACGACAUGCAUGGCCCUUGCUGAAGUCUUGUUUGUGGUACGUGUGUGGAUCCCCCACGGACCGGGCUGUGCAGCGUUUGCAAUCAUUCUGCACUACCUCUUCCUGACAGGCUUCACAUCCAUGAACGCACUUGCCAUGGAUCUCUUUCUCACCUUUCGUGACGGUUUAGAAAGAGUGAAACUGUACCAGUACCAGAUGUAUACCUGGCUGGUGCCAAUGCUUGUAGUAGUAAUGACUGUGAUUGUAGAGUUUGGCAGUUCUGCCAGGGUGGGUUACGGAGAGCACUGUUGGAUCGGCGAUCCGACAGCCAGUCUGGUGGCUUUCGGAGUCCCUGUCUUCUGUACCCUUCUUGUCAAUGCUGUCUUGAUCACCCUUGUCUUGGUGGCCAUACGGAAGUCAUUUCAGAUAGCCGACGCUGCACUGAAGCGAUCAAACAGCAGCAAGGCCUGGGUCUACAUCCGUAUCUUCUUUCUUACGGGGUUCACCUGGCUUCUUGGCUUCAUCUAUCCUUUCGCCAACAGCCAAGUUGUAGAAUACAUCUUUAUUGUACUAAACGCUUCUCAGGGCCUUCUAAUGGCCCUGAUGCUGUCAAUAACGUCCAAGGUGGUGGAGAAAUGGGAGUCUUCGAUCAGGGCACGCCUUGGUCUGGCUGUACCUCAGCAGAAUAAUGGGCAAACCACCUCUGCCACUGCCGGCAACCGACAGGCUGCUACAAAGCGAACUGAACCAACGGCAGGUGGAACCGGCUCUGCUACUGACAUACCGAUGACAACUUUCGUCGAUGUGGAAGGCAAGAGGAGGCGCCGUCAUCUGGACAAGAAGCGAACCACCGCUGCUAGUAACCAGUCGGCCACUACAAGGGGAGGUGAGGCGGUGGAAGGUGUAUCCGACCCUGGUGCAGACAUACUCAUAGCAGCUUUUCCUGAUGUAGAGGAGAAGAGCGCACGCGUUCAGCUAGAUGAGACCAAUCAGGAUAGUGGAGCAAGUGCCACUAGCACUGCAGGCAACCGGCAGGCCCCCGAAGGUGAAACCGGCUCAGAUGUGGACGGCAACUCAGCUAAAGACGUAGCCAUUACAGUUUUUACUGAUGCUGAGGAGAAGAGGAGGGCACGCGUUCAGCUGGAUGAGCCUCAUCAGGACAGUGGAGCAGCCGCCACUGCAGUCAACCAGCAGACCAUGACCAUGCCCACGACAACCGUCGCCGAUGUGGAAGAGAAGCCCCCAGAUGGAGAUGACAAGACGACCUGUUUCUAG
This is a messenger RNA of Branchiostoma floridae (Florida lancelet), 3815 nucleotides long. RefSeq lists its product as uncharacterized. The record is from RefSeq and is a predicted model, not a curated record. The transcript is spliced from 9 exons. Bases 216 to 3815 code for a protein of 1199 amino acids. Gene Ontology annotation, molecular function: protein binding; G protein-coupled receptor activity. NCBI's taxonomy places the organism in Eukaryota, Metazoa, Chordata, Leptocardii, Amphioxiformes, Branchiostomatidae. Gene Ontology annotation, cellular component: membrane. Gene Ontology annotation, biological process: G protein-coupled receptor signaling pathway; cell surface receptor signaling pathway.